CUCUCAUACUUACACCUCUUCAUCAUCACAUCUUCUCACAACAGCAGGACAGCAUCAAAACUUCCGAAGACUGCAACGCAACGUAGAUUAAAAGAAAAGUAAAACAAGAAAACCUUUGUGCUUAGAUUUCUUAAUUAAGAGGAAAUCUUUCAAGUUAGUUCUACUUGCGAUUUUUCAAUGGCUGCAGCAGUUUGUGCAACUGGGUUUAAAGGGGGUUUAUCAUCUUCUUUUCAUGGAAGUUGGGGAAAAUCAGUGGGUGGGGAAGAUUUUCCCAUGCUAGCCAAGACUGUUCCUAGCCAUGUUCGAGUGGGGAAGCCGGUCAGAUUACAGCCGAUGAUGGGAAAUGUUAAUGAAGGAAAGGGACUGUUUGCUCCUCUUGUUAUUGUUGCACGUAACAUAAUUGGCAAAAAGCGAUUCAAUCAGUUCAGGGGAAAGGCCAUUUCUUUACACUCACAGGUAAUAAAUGAAUUCUGCAAACAAAUAGGAGCAGAUUCAAAACAAAGGCAAGGGCUGAUUCGAUUAGCCAAGAAGAAUGGAGAAAAACUUGGAUUCCUUGCUUGAUAUGGUACAUUCUCCUCACCACCAUGGACACAGGAUUUUCAAUGUUUGAGAGAUUGUGUAAACUGCCACUGCAAUAUCUGAUGCUCUUCUGAUACCCACAACAUAAUUCACAUUGUCAUCUCAGGAAUAGUAGCAUCGUUUUUAGUUCUUUCGCACAUUAUAGCACACAUCCACUCUGUUCCGGUUCUCAUCCAGCAGCUUUAUAGUGCACAUCUUCACAGAGGCUCCAUGGUUAACCACAAAGUGUACGCAUGCAUAUUGGUUGCUUAGAUUGCAUUUUCUGAAGUGUUUUUGAUAAAGAAAUUACUGUAACACUUUUAGUAUGUAAAAUGAAAAAAUGAUCGAUAAAUGU
This is a messenger RNA of Coffea arabica (coffee), 913 nucleotides long. Its product is annotated as protein PROTON GRADIENT REGULATION 5, chloroplastic. Lineage: Eukaryota; Viridiplantae; Streptophyta; Magnoliopsida; Gentianales; Rubiaceae. The record is from RefSeq and is a predicted model, not a curated record. Gene Ontology annotation, molecular function: electron transfer activity. Gene Ontology annotation, cellular component: chloroplast. Gene Ontology annotation, biological process: photosynthetic electron transport in photosystem I; response to high light intensity.